Messenger RNA from Echinops telfairi (small Madagascar hedgehog), 5012 nucleotides. It is a transcript of the gene TRAK1, whose product is annotated as trafficking kinesin protein 1. Gene Ontology annotation, molecular function: GABA receptor binding. Gene Ontology annotation, cellular component: dendrite. The coding region runs from base 513 to 3194 and encodes 893 amino acids. NCBI's taxonomy places the organism in Eukaryota, Metazoa, Chordata, Mammalia, Afrosoricida, Tenrecidae. The record is from RefSeq and is a predicted model, not a curated record. Gene Ontology annotation, biological process: endosome to lysosome transport; anterograde axonal transport of mitochondrion; neurogenesis. The transcript is spliced from 16 exons.
CCGUAAGGAGCCCCUGCCGUGCACCAGAGCCCCCGGGAGCCAUCUGCCCGGCUGCCCCAGACCCUGGCAGCGGGGCCUCCGAUGGCAGUGGGCACCUCCCCGUGAAACCUGCCAAGCUGGACGCCACAGCUCUGCACGACGACACUUCGGCCAGCCCCGUGAGCCCUUCAGAGGUGUGCCACCAUGCGGUCCUAGCCUGCAGCCCGGGCCUCCCCGAGGAGCAGUAUGUAAGUGAGGCUGUGGAAGAUGCUCCCAGCUACACAGGGUACCGGGAUGCCUGCACCAUUACUGAUGUGUGUAAUAGCACCGACCUUCCGGAAGUCGAGAUCAUCAGUCUGCUGGAGGAGCAGCUGCCCCACUACAAGCUGAGAGCCGACACCAUCUACGGCUAUGACCAUGACGACUGGCUGCACACCCCACUCAUUUCUCCCGACGCCAACAUCGACCUCACAACAGAGCAAAUCGAAGAGACGCUGAAAUACUUCCUUUUAUGUGCUGAGCGAGUUGGCCAGAUGACUAAAACAUAUAAUGACAUAGAUGCUGUUACUCGACUUCUUGAGGAGAAAGAGCGGGAUUUAGAGUUGGCGGCUCGGAUCGGCCAGUCGUUAUUGAAGAAGAACAAAACCCUAACGGAGAGGAACGAGCUGCUGGAGGAGCAGGUUGAACACAUCAGGGAAGAGGUAUCUCAGCUCCGGCACGAGCUGUCUAUGAAGGAUGAGCUGCUGCAGUUCUACACCAGCGCCGCCGAGGAGAGCGAGCCCGAGUCUGUCUGCUCCACCCCGUUGAAAAGGAACGAGUCCAGCUCCUCCGUCCAGAACUACUUCCAUCUGGAUUCUCUUCAGAAGAAGCUGAAGGACCUUGAAGAGGAGAACGUGGUACUCCGAUCCGAGGCCUGCCAGCUGAAGACGGAGACCGUCACCUACGAGGAGAAGGAGCAGCAGCUAGUGAAUGACUGCGUGAAGGAGCUGAGGGAUGCCAACGUCCAGAUUGCCAGUAUCUCCGAGGAGCUGGCCAAGAAGACCGAGGAUGCUGCCCGCCAGCAGGAGGAGAUCACGCACCUGCUGUCACAAAUCGUGGACUUGCAGAAGAAGGCCAAAGCGUGUGCCGUGGAGAAUGAAGAGCUCAUGCAGCACCUGGGGGCUGCCAAGGACGCCCAACGGCAGCUCACGGCCGAGCUGCGGGAGCUGGAGGACAAGUACGCAGAGUGCAUGGAGAUGCUCCAGGAGGCGCAGGAGGAGCUCAAGAACCUCAGGAACAAGACCAUGCCCAACACCACGGCCCGGCGCUACCACUCCCUGGGCCUGUUUCCCAUGGACUCCUUGGCGGCAGAGAUCGAGGGGACGAUGCGGAAAGAGCUGCAGUUGGAAGACCCCGAGUCUGCGGAUGUCACCCACCAGAAGCGCGUCUUCGAGACGGUGCGAAACAUCAACCAAGUGGUCAAGCAGAGGUCCCUGACCCCGUCCCCCAUGAACAUCCCCGGCUCCAACCAGUCCUCUGCCAUGAACUCCCUCCUGUCCAGCUGCGUGAGCACCCCGCGGUCCAGCUUCUACGGCAGCGACGUGGGCAACGUCGUCCUUGACAACAAGACCAGCAGCAUCAUCCUCGAGGCAGAGUCGUCCGACCUGGGGACCGAGGACAGCCAUAGAAAGCCUGGCACCCCGGGCACGCCCGGCUCCCACGACCUGGAGACGGCGCUGAGGAGGCUGUCCCUGCGCCGGGAGAACUACCUGUCGGAGCGGCGCUUCUUCCAGGAGGAGCAGGAGCGGAAGCUCCGGGAGCUGGCCGAGAAGGGCGAGCUGCUCAGCGGCUCGCUGACGCCCACCGAGAGCAUCAUGUCCCUAGGCGCGCACUCCCGCCUCUCCGAGUUCACAGGCUUCUCCAGCAUGUCCUUCAGCAGCCGCUCCUACCUGCCCGAGAAACUCCAGAUCGUGAAGCCCCUGGAAGGCUCUGCCACCCUCCACCACUGGCAGCAACUGGCCCAGCCUCACCUUGGGGGCAUCCUGGAUCCCCGGCCCGGUGUGGUCACCAAGGGCUUCCGGACGCUGGAUGUCGACCAGGACGAAGUGUACUGCCUUAACGACUUUGAGGAAGAUGACACAGGUGACCACAUUUCCCUCCCGGGCCUAGCUACCUCCACACCAGUUCAGCACCCAGAGACCUCAGGUGAGAGGUCCCGCGCACGCGUGACUGUCUCAGGCAGCAGAAGUUACCCAAGCCGGCCUCAGGCUGUCCCCGAGGAGAUGCAGGAGCCUCCAGCAGCCACGAAAGAGGAGGAGAAGGAGGAGGGGUCUGCACAUCACCCUGGGAAGUGCAUGUCGCAGACCAACUCCACCUUCACCUUCACCACCUGCCGCAUCCUGCAUCCUUCAGACGAGCUCACUCGGGUCACGCCAAGCCUUAACUCCGCCCCGACGCCAGCGUGCAGCAGCGCCAGCCACCUGAAGUCCACGCCGGCUGCCACACCCUGCACUCCCCGGCGCCUGAGCCUGGCGGAGUCCUUCACCAACACGCGCGAGUCCACCACCACCAUGAGCACGUCACUGGGGCUGGUGUGGCUGCUGAAGGAGCGGGGCAUCUCGGCGGCCGUGUACGACCCCCAGAGCUGGGACCGGGCCGGUCGGGGCUCCCUGCUACACUCAUACGCCCCCAGGAUGGCCGUGAUCCCCUCCACCCCGCCCAACUCGCCUAUGCAGACGCCCACGUCUUCCCCGCCCCCCUUCGAUUUCAAGUGCACAAGCCCGCCUUACGACAACUUCCUGGCCUCCAAACCGGCCAGCUCCAUCCUGCGGGAGGUGAGGGAGAAGAAGAGCGUGCGCAGCAGCGAGAGCCAGACCGACGUGUCCGUCUCCAACCUCAACCUCGUGGACAAGGUCAAAAGGCUCGGCGUGGCCAAAGUGGUGAGCUCGGGGCGCGCCCACGUCCCCACCUUGACUGAAGAGCCCGGGCCUCUGCUCUGCGGAGCCCCGGGGCCGGCGCACACCAUGGUGUCUGGAGGCCUGGUGGCCGAGGGCCUGCCCCUCCGCUGCCCCACCGUCACCAGCACCAUUGGGGGCCUGCAGCUGAGCAGCGGCAUCCGCAGGAACCGUAGCUUCCCCACCAUGGUGGGGUCCAGCAUGCAGAUGAAGGUUCCCGUGGCUCCCACCUCAGGCAUCUUGAUGGGUGCUAAGCUCCCCAAACAGAGCAGCUUGCGGUGAAGGCGGAAGGGGGUGCCCGCCUAGAAGAGACUCUGGUCCGGAUCGCCCACCUCCCUCUGACCUUCAAGCCGUGCACACUCCCCACGCCCACGAGACAAAUCAAUCUUGUGCCUACGCGGGGAAGCCCUGUGCACCUGGUCAGCGUGUGCUCAAGGACCGGGAAGGCCCCCCGUGCAGGCCUGAGCCCUCCGGGUCUCGUGGGCCUCUCCUCGCUCCGGAGGACAUCACCUGUGCCCACCUGUGGGAAGGUGGGCACCCUUUUUGCCCUUCUUUCCUUUCGAGAAGCACUGGAACCACCCGAGUGCAUUCUUAUCCCGUGGAUGAGACCGGUGGGUUCCCUGGACCGCCCCGGCCGAGGUUGCGCGCGCACAUCACCUGGACGCUGACUGCGGUAUCUCGCGGGUGGACCCCCAGCCGCUUCAGAGACCCCGGCCGGUGGCGGACCUCCCUUUUGUUUCUCGAGGUGUGACCAUCCCCCUUCCUGCCUUUGACUUGAAAUCCUGUGCUUUGUAAUCAGCCGUCAGGCCACGAGCCGAAAGAGAAUGUAUUUCCACGCCCACCGCUCCCGUCCGGCAGUCCCACCCUCCUUUUCUGUGCUGUCCUGUUUUUAUUUGCCCCCCCCUCCUUUUUUUUUUUUUUUUUUUAAUCAUGGGAGUUAUGGUGCUGGCUGGAGGCGGCAGUGACUGCUCACUGUGUGGGUCCGCAGCGUCGACGUGGCCUGGACUCCGCAGGUGGCAGGGGUUGGUGGGGCGGGACGAUGGCCAGAGACCCUUAUCAGCAGGGCCACGGCACCGAGACCCGUUUGGGGAGGAGGUCAGGCUUGGGGCCUCGGCCAGCCCCUGCCCUUAGUCUCAGAGGCCAGUCCAGUCCAGUCGCCUUGGCUAGCGGAGUCUAUGCCCGCAGGUGCGUGUGGUCACAGCGAGGCUAGCCGCCUCCCCCUCGUGCCCGGCCUAUUGUUACCCUCUGCAAAGGAUUGAGGUGCCCAGAAAACCAAUUAGAUAGCCUGGCCCCACGGCUGCCGACCCACGCUGUGAGCUUUUAUUUAUGUGGUGCGUGUGUGCGCGCGCGCGCGCGUGCAUAUGUACAUGUGCUCGCGCAUGUGUGUGAAUCUGACCCCUGCCUCCCCCCCCACCCCCACCCGGUCCAGCCCGUCCAGCCACGUUGUCCGUGGCAUAGCCUGCCCCACGCUGAUCAUGUAUUUAUUGUCCUCAGAGGACUACAUUGUCCGCCCUGGUGUUUCCUGUCAUUUGUCCCAGACAUGUGUGGAAUGAGAACAGCAUAUAACUGAAAUGGUCACCUGUCCCUCCCACUUCUCCCCCUCCCCAGUGUAUGUAUCCUCCAGUUGAGUGGGCAGAACCCUGUGACCACCGAGGAAGGAGGCUUUGAGGGGAGCCCCCCAGGAGCGAGCUUCAGUCCCACGAUUUCAGACUUUUAUUUAUUGUCCGCGUGUGCGCACAGGAGAGUGGGUUUUCCUCCACCACACUUGCCGUUGUGCGUGUGCGCACCCCACUGCAAGUAACUUAACCUUUUCAUUUGAAUGUAUUUUAAAGCAGUAGAUAGACUCAACACAGGGGAACAAGAGCCCUGGAUGGAACGGAGCCCUCUGGGAAUUCAGAAAGGAGCCCCCCACCCCCAAUCACCCAGGAAGUACCAGUAUCCAAACCGACAGUCUGGAGGUUGCAGUAUUUAGUCUAGUAAAUAAAUAAAUGAAGCAAACCAUGUGCAACCACUUCCCACAAGUGUGUUGAAAUGCAUCAAAAAUCAAUGAUGAAAUUCUAUUUGCUAAUGAAUAUCAAUAAAAUAGGUUCAAACAAUGGA